Molecule: messenger RNA, 1691 nt
Organism: Trifolium pratense (red clover)
Lineage: Eukaryota; Viridiplantae; Streptophyta; Magnoliopsida; Fabales; Fabaceae
Product: HVA22-like protein i
Exons: 6
Coding region: 348-1388 (346 amino acids)
Source: RefSeq, a predicted model, not a curated record
ACUCUCUAAACUCUCACUAACUCUUGCUCUGACAAUGACUCAUACAUAGGCCAUAGCAAGAAGAAGAGAAAAUGACAUUUGCAAAUUGAAAAGCAACCAUUUAACGGCUCUUCUCUUCUUUUCUUUUCUCUAACAAACAAAACCUCUUCUUCCUUUUUUCUCUAUAUUUACUGUUACUUUUCCCAUUUCAAUCUCUCACCGACACCGUAACGGUUAACGCCACCAUUUUCCGCCGUCGUCUCCGAUCUACUUCCACCGUCUGGAUACAAAAUGAUAGGAUCCUUUCUUACCUGGGCGCUUGUGUAUGCUUCACAAUCUCCGAAUUUUUUGAAUUUAUAUGUUUUUUAAUGAUUUUAAUUGUGAGAUAUUUGAAAUUUAAUGAUUAUUUCUUUGUCCUUUGGUGUGUUGGCAGGAGUGUUUUUGGAUAUGCAUAUCCAGCUUAUGAAUGCUAUAAAGUAGUUGAAAAGAAUAAGCCGGAAAUUGAACAACUUCGAUUUUGGUGCCAGUAUUGGAUUUUGGUUGCUGUUUUGACAGUGGGUGAGAGAUUUGGGGAUACAUUAAUAUCAUGGGUUCCAAUGUAUAGUGAAGCUAAAUUGGCAUUUUUCAUUUUUUUGUGGUACCCCAAGACAAAGGGAACAACAUAUGUAUAUGAUUCCUUCUUUAGACCAUAUGUCGCAAAACAUGAACCAGAAAUUGAUCGGAGCUUGAUGGAACUAAGGACGAGGGCAGGAGAUUAUGUAGUUUUAUAUUGUCAAAGAGCUGCUAGUUACGGUCAGACGAGAAUAUAUGACAUUUUGAAGUUUCUUUCAGCACAAUCAACACCAGCACCUCGCCCUGCUCAGCAACGACCAGGUGUGAGGGUUCGUAAACCUGCACCUGCCAAGGACCAACCAGCUGCUGCUGCAGAACCACAAGUUGAGGAACCCCCAUCUCCUGCCUCUAGCACAUCUUCAAGUCAGUUCCAGAAGGAAGUAGCAGAGGAAUUGGAUUCUCCACAAGCUCCUAAAGCUGCCUCUCCCGUUGUAGGCUUAAAUAAACAGAAGUCUUCUGUAGCAGGUUUAAAUAAACAGAAGUCUUCUGUAGCUGAUUUAAAAAACCAAAAGCCACCUGUAGCUGGUUUAAAUACUCAAAAGACAUCUGUAGCUGGUUUAAAUACUCAAAAGUCAUCUGUUGCAAGUUUAAUUACCCAAAAGUCUGCUCCUACAUCUGAAACAAUUAUCAUAUCUUCAUCAACAGAGUCAGACUCAAAGAAGAUUGAAGCUGUGUCACCUUCAUCCUCUUCAGCAAAUGAAAAUGGAAAAUCUCCUAAAAAGGAGACCAUAAUGGAAGAAAGCAUUCGGGUUACACGGGGAAGACUAAGAAAAACCCGAUCAGCAGGAACCCAGUAGCACAAUGCUGUCAAUGUUUAGCCUGAAAUAGGGUAGUUGGACACCAUACUGGAAAUUGAAUUAUAAAAAGCUUUUAUGUAUGGUUUCCGGAGUUUUCAUUCCAUUUUUGCUUCGUUUUAUUUCUUUUUAUAAACUUGUCUAGGCAUGGAAUCGUUAGUAGCUUGAUGCCAGUUUUUAUGGACUAAAUAUUCUGACAGGAUGAAUGUUUGCAUCAGCUGCUCUGUACAGCAGGUCUUCCUAUCAAGUGUAACAAACAGUAUUAACAUGUUUUCCACUUUUUAUGGACUAAAUAUUAUGACAGGA